This is a messenger RNA of Indicator indicator, 675 nucleotides long. RefSeq names its product LHFPL tetraspan subfamily member 5 (gene LHFPL5). The record is from RefSeq and is a predicted model, not a curated record. The transcript has 2 exons. Gene Ontology annotation, cellular component: plasma membrane. Gene Ontology annotation, biological process: sensory perception of sound; detection of mechanical stimulus involved in sensory perception. Bases 1 to 675 code for a protein of 224 amino acids. NCBI's taxonomy places the organism in Eukaryota, Metazoa, Chordata, Aves, Piciformes, Indicatoridae.
AUGACCAAGCUGCUGCCGGCGCAGGAGGCGGCUCGGAUCUACCACACGAACUAUGUGAGGAACGCACGGGCCAUGGGGGUGCUGUGGGCCCUCUUCACCCUCUGCUUCUCCAUCCUGUUGGUGGUAACCUUCAUCCAGCCCUACUGGAUCGGGGACAGUAUCGACACACCGCAGGCCGGUUACUUCGGUCUCUUCUCCUAUUGCAUCGGCAAUGCGCUCACCGGGGAGCUCAUCUGCAAGGGCAGCCCCCUGGAUUUUGGCACCAUCCCGUCCAGCGCCUUCAAAACUGCCAUGUUUUUCGUUGGCAUCUCUACUUUCCUCAUCAUCGGCUCCAUCUUCUGCUUCAGCCUCUUCUUUUUCUGCAACGCAGCCACCGUCUAUAAAGUCUGUGCCUGGAUGCAGCUGGCAGCUGCUACCGGGCUGAUGAUCGGCUGCCUGAUCUACCCUGAUGGCUGGGAUUCGACAGAGGUUCGGCGCCUUUGUGGGGACAAGACGGACAAGUACACACUGGGUGCCUGCACCGUGCGCUGGGCCUACAUCCUCUGCAUCAUCGGCAUCCUUGACGCCCUCAUCCUCUCCUUCCUGGCCUUUGUGUUGGGGAACAGGCAGGACAAUCUCCUGCCAUCUGACUUUAAAGUGGAAAAUAAAGGUAAAGGAGCUGGGGCUGAGCUCUGA